Messenger RNA from Pogona vitticeps (central bearded dragon), 1263 nucleotides. Lineage: Eukaryota; Metazoa; Chordata; Lepidosauria; Squamata; Agamidae. The record is from RefSeq and is a predicted model, not a curated record.
GGGCGCGGGCGGUGGCAGUCCUCCAUUGCCCGGGCGACUGUGGCUGGGACUUGUGCAGGCUGUAAACAGGGAUCCGACGGAGGGAGAUCCUAAUUUUGCCGAACCCAGAACCCGGAUUCCCCCCCCCAAGAUCCCUGGAGAGUGGCAGGUUACAGGGUGGGUGGGGGGCCAUGUCAGCCCCCUGACAAUGUUCCAGAUUGCCGAAUACCAUGACGACGAGGCUUUUGCGACGGCAGGGAAGGAGCCGCAAGAUCCCAACCUGAGCCGGAGCGGGCACGCGGAAGAGAACAAGGGAUCAGACAGCCCAGUUAGCAGCGAGAAUCCAGAGCUGAGGCGCCGAAUUGGCUCAGACUCUCCCCUCCCGGAUCCAGAGACCUCCGAUGAGGUGGGCACCUCUUUCCGGGCCCGAUCCCGCUCUGCCCCUCCCAUCCUGUGGGCCGCCCAACGCUACGGGCGAGAGCUGCGCAGGAUGAGCGACGAGUUUCACGGCGCACUGCAGAAGAUGCCCCGUCCUAAGAGCGCAGGGACGGCUACCCAAAUGCAGCGAACGUCCGGAUGGAAGGAGACCCUCCAAUCCUGGUGGCGCCGAAGUUCUCCGGGGAAUGGUCUCCCCAGAAGUCCUUCGUGACUAUGGGGUUCCCCCCCUUUUCUGCUGCUGUCUUGUUCCCAGGGGAUGAAAGGGUGGAAUGGGAAUUGGGUGUUUUGGGGGGGGGAAGCAUCAAACCUGUGGGAUCCGUGUGGCACAUAUCCUUCUCUGUGGUGUUCCCAAAAUAUCCUGGGGGUGGGUCAGGGUCAUUCCCCAGAACAUCCAUCUCUGUUCCUCUACAGAAACAUUUUCCAUAGUCCUCACACCAGCCUUCCCUCCCCCCCACAAGAUGGCACCCUCUGGAGGGCACUGUGGACUACAACUCCCAUCCUCCCCAACUUGGGGAUAAUGGUAGCUGGAGCAGAAACCCUCUGGAAGGUACCAUGAUGGGGAACCCUGCCUCACACUAUUAAAAUGUUUGGGGAUUUUAUCUUUUUACAUGGGAUCACAUUCCUUUACCCUCUGCUUCCUCCCCACCCCCCCGACAGCAUCUUACACCCCUCAUUUUUAGGGGAGCUUGCCCUGCCUUUUUUCCCAGAGAGAAUGUCUUUCUGGAAGGGGAAGGGGGUUACUACUGCUUUGAUUACUGUCACAACAGGCCUGAAAAUGUCUUUUUUCUUUUUCCCUAUGGAGAAAUUUGUAUGACCUUUAAUUAAAAUUAAAUGUUGUUACUUCCA